UUACAGCCGUAAGUCGGUGUGUACACACUAACCGAAUGUUAAAUUAAAAAACAGCAAACGCACAAUAAUACAAAUCAUUGCUGCCGAAAUUUCUAGUAUAAAUUGAAAUUAAAAACGCGGUGACGGCAUGGCAGACAAGGCUACAAAUGAUGAAGAAUUCCAAGAUGCGGUAGACGAGCUCACGUCGCCCAUACAAAAAGUAAACCCCAAUUCACCAGAUCAUGUCAAAUUGAUUGAUGACAUUAUAGAAAAGAAUAGUAAACUACGUCUUGCGGAUGGAGAAGGAGGCGCCGUGGGUGGCGAAGAGGAGAACAAUAAGGACGAUGACGAUGAUAAUAGCGGUGAUAAAAGUGAUGUGAUACAGCCCGAUGGAGAACUUAGCUUGGAGGAGCUGCAACUGCAGGAGAAAGAACUGAGUGCCGAACAACUCGAAGCUAACAAAGAGAAGGCGAACAAACUAAAACUCGAAGGCAAUGAGCUCUUUAAAAACGAUGAGGCCGAACGUGCUGUUACAUUAUAUACAGAAGCACUGAACAUUUGCCCCUCCAUAAAUAGCAAAGAGCGUGCUAUACUGUUUUGUAAUCGUGCAGCGGCCAAAAUGAAGUUGGAUGCUAACAAAGCCGCAAUUGGCGACUGCACACAGGCCAUACAACUCCAUCCGGUAUAUGUGCGUGCGUUAUUACGGCGAGCCAAGCUAUACGAGCAAGAUGACAGACCAGAUGAAGCGUUGACAGAUUACAAGCGAGUAUAUGAAAUUGAUCCGGGUCAGCCUGAGGCACGAGAGGCUCAAGUACGUCUGCCAGCUUUGAUAAAUGAGCGCAAUGAAAAACUGAAAACCGAAAUGAUGUCCAGUCUAAAAGGCUUGGGCGAUAUGAUAUUGAAGCCCUUUGGUUUGUCUACCGCAAAUUUUCAAAUGCAGCAGGAUCCUAAUUCUGGUUCAUAUUCCAUUAAUUUUAAUCAAAAUAAGAGUUAGUAUGAAAUACCGUGACAAGUUUGUUAAAGGAAUAAAGUUGGAUAAACCAUGAAAAA
This is a messenger RNA of Drosophila hydei, 1029 nucleotides long. It is a transcript of the gene Ttc1, whose product is annotated as tetratricopeptide repeat protein 1. Gene Ontology annotation, molecular function: protein binding. Bases 128 to 973 code for a protein of 281 amino acids. The record is from RefSeq and is a predicted model, not a curated record. NCBI's taxonomy places the organism in Eukaryota, Metazoa, Arthropoda, Insecta, Diptera, Drosophilidae. The transcript has 2 exons.